GGGCGGUCAGUCACGGGCAGUCGGCCAGCGCCGUUUGUCGUCUCGGUGCUGAUCAUUUCAGCGCCCGUGUCGCUUUUUGCUGCUCUGGUGUGUCCCUACCUCUGGGUACAUGUGCAUAAGGCUGCGGUUAUUGUGUUUGCGUACUUGGCGGCGCUGACCUAUACUUCAAUGAUGAUGUCGUCGUUUACAGAUCCUGGGAUCAUCCCACGCAACUUGGACGCGAUCACGGCACCCGACAACUACGUGGUGGCCGCCCCCGGCCAACGCCCGUCCAACGACCCAUACCUGGCGUACCCGCCAAUGACCAAAAUGGUGACGGUGAACAACACCCAAGUGCGACUAAAGUACUGCGAGACCUGCCGGAUCUACAGACCGCCCCGGUCCUCACAUUGCCGAUUCUGCGACAACUGUGUGGAGAACGAGGACCAUCACUGUAUCUGGCUCAACAACUGCAUUGGGCGCCGUAACUACCGCUACUUCUACUCUAUGGUCGGCGGGUUGUUCGGGUACCAUACGAUUUUGAUUAGUCGCAAUAUCACUACGCAUGAGGUGCUG
Molecule: messenger RNA, 555 nt
Organism: Kickxella alabastrina
Lineage: Eukaryota; Fungi; Kickxellomycota; Kickxellomycetes; Kickxellales; Kickxellaceae
Product: DHHC palmitoyltransferase-domain-containing protein
Exons: 3
Biological process (GO): peptidyl-L-cysteine S-palmitoylation; protein targeting to membrane
Cellular component (GO): Golgi apparatus; endoplasmic reticulum
Molecular function (GO): protein-cysteine S-palmitoyltransferase activity
Source: RefSeq, a predicted model, not a curated record